This is a messenger RNA of Carlito syrichta (Philippine tarsier), 1112 nucleotides long. It is a transcript of the gene REXO5, whose product is annotated as RNA exonuclease 5. Gene Ontology annotation, cellular component: nucleus. The record is from RefSeq and is a predicted model, not a curated record. Lineage: Eukaryota; Metazoa; Chordata; Mammalia; Primates; Tarsiidae. Gene Ontology annotation, molecular function: nucleic acid binding; exonuclease activity.
ACCAGGAGGCUCGUUUCACCCUCGCUUUUCGGGGGGCGGGGAGAUUCUCUGUGAAUUGUGAGUUGAGGAGCGGAUCCGAGGGAGAUUAUAAAGCGCAAGUCCUUGCGGCUGUCCGCUUAGGACGCGCGGCCCGCGGGGGAUGUGGCCGUGGGCGGAUCUUUCCCCACCGCUUCAUGGAGCCAGAGAGGAAAAGGACUAGGAGGCAACCCAGGAAGGGCAGGAAGAGGAGGCCGGGCCGGAGCAAGCCGGUCGGGGCGGCUGCGACGAGGAGAGCCGCUUGGGAGCUCGAGGAGAGGCAGCCCGCGGCCAAGGAAUUGUUCCGUGUUCAGGGCUAUUCCAGUGCCCCAAACACACAGUCCCCUGCCCUCGUGCAGUUGACAUCGCAGUCGGGGAAUCACACAGCCGGACAUCAUUCUGACCGCUCAAUCAAGAUAUGUACAUUUAUGAAGUUUGAUGCCAUAUGUAAGAAACACCAAGCAAUGAGGAAAGCGUCAUAUACAUUCUGUACAUGUUUCGUGAGAAGCAGCAAUAGCCUCCACAGUUCAGCAAGAUGGCUAUAUCUUGGUCUUCAGUGUCUCACAUCCAAGGGAAGAGAACUAACCUGCAUCUCACUGGUUGCUAAAGGAGGCUUCUGUAUUAUGGAUGAACAACUGGUCAAACCUGACCACAAGAUUCUGGACUACCUCACCAGCUUUUCAGGAAUCACAAAGAAGAUUCUUAACCCAAUGAUGACCAAACUUAAAGAUGUACAGAGGCAAUUAAAAGCAUUGCUUACUGCUGAUGCUGUAGGCUUGGAUUUCAGAACAUUAAAAAUGAUACAUCCAUGUGUUAUUGAUACAUCCUUGCUUUAUGUCAGAAAGCAGGGCAGAAGAUUUAAGCUAAAGUUCUUAAUCAAAGCUAUUUUGGGGGAGGAUAUACAGUGUCCAGACAAGCUUGGUCAUGUUGCCACAGAAGAUGCUAGAAUAGCUCAAUUGGCUCAGUAUUUCCUUAAGUGUGGCCCAAAGAAGGUUCUUGAGCAGGCCAAAGUAGAAGUCCCCGAGUUUCCCUUCAGUAUUGUUCAGUUUUCUUUUGAGUCCUUUUCACCCAUCCUCACUAAGGAGAUGAAUGAAAGG